Molecule: messenger RNA, 894 nt
Organism: Venturia canescens
Lineage: Eukaryota; Metazoa; Arthropoda; Insecta; Hymenoptera; Ichneumonidae
Product: putative nuclease HARBI1
Exons: 3
Coding region: 53-883 (276 amino acids)
Source: RefSeq, a predicted model, not a curated record
GGCACGCAUACUAAUAUACGGGCGCCACACAACAAUCCAGAGUGUUACGUCAAUGGAAAAGGACAUCAUUCGAUACAAUUACAGAUCCAUUUCCGACAGAUUUAAUGUGGGCAGAAGUACUGUGCUCUAUUGCAUUGAACGCGUCACUGACACUCUGACUGCAUUGGCACCCACAAUUAUCAAAUGGCCAGCUGGUGAAGACGUUGAAGCGAUAUGGGCAGGGUUUCAAGCUACAAGUGGAUUUCCUAAAGUAAUUGGCGCUGUCGAUGGUACACACAUUAGGAUACCUGCUCCGAGAAUCAACCCUGAAGCAUAUGUUAAUCGCAAAGAUCAUCAUUCGAUUCAACUUCAGGCUAUUUGCGAUCACAAAGGUUUAUUCAUCCAUUGCUACGCUGGACAUGUCGGUUCAGUGCACGACCAAAGAGUUUUCCGGCUUUCUGAAGUGCAGACCUAUCUUGGCAAUCCAGUCAAAUUUCCAGAAGAGUAUCAUCUAGUUGGAGACCUCGCAUACAAACUCCAUCCAAAUUUAUUAACACCAUAUCGGGAUAAUGGACACUUGACUGAACGACAGCGCAACUACAAUUUUUUUCAAUCUUCAGCAAGGAUUGCAAUUGAAAGAGCCUUUGGACUUUUGAAAGGACGCUUUCGAAGCCUACUCACAGUUCUGGCAAUCAACCAAGUAAAGAAAGUGCCAAAACAUAUUCUUGCGUGUUGUAUUUUGCACAAUAUAUGUUUAAUGAGUGAUGAUCUCAAUAUAGAAGUGGAAGAAGAAGAGAUAAUGCACUGCGAACUUGCUGAUAAUGAAAGGAUGCGCGUCGUUGUAGAUGCAAGCACCCAAAAACGUGAUGCGAUAGCAAGACAAUUGCGCAUGAGAAAUGUAUAGGCGUUCCAGUC